AUGUCUCUGUUAUCAUUACCGAAUGAGCUGCUCAUCCAGAUUUCGGAUGAGUUGAAAGACGACCUAGGGGACUUUGGUUCCUUUGUUUAUACACACCAGUGGCUGGAGCUGCUCCUGGAGGACACCUUGAUAGACCUGGUCUUCAAUACGCAGUCAAGAAUCUGGGGCAGAGAGGUGAUGUUCUCUGCAGCCAACCGAGGGGACGCCGUCACUGUCCGGUCGCUUCUUGACCGCGGUAUAAUCUCGUUCGUCUACGAUUUUCCCAUGAUCCCACAAGACUUUCUGCACUUUGCUGCCAAAACUGAGUCUUACACCACAAUUUGUACUCUCCUGGCCUGUGGUGUUCCUCCAUCUGUACACAGCAGGUCUGGGGAAACGCCCCUUUGUGCAGCAGCCAAGGAGGGCAAUCUUGGUGCAGUGAAAGCAUUCAUUGAGAGUGGGAAAGUAAAUAUUAAUGCGGGAGAUGCAUGGAAUAGAACACCCCUGUGGCUCGCGGCGUCGAUAGGAGAUGAAGAGAUUGUUAGCGCUCUGCUCAACCUGGAGAACAUUGAGGUGAAUUCUUGCAAUGUGGACUGGGACUCGACCGCAGGCAGAACACCACUAGCUAUCGCCUGUUGCCUAGGUCAUGGAUCGGUGGUGAGAGAACUACUAGCGGAUGGAAGAGUCGAGGUCAAUACGCAAGAUGAAGCAGGCCUCACACCCAUCCAUUCAUCCGUCAAAUACCGCCACAGAGACGCCCUUCGCCUCCUUCUCUCCCAUCCCUCUGUCAAUAUCCUCACUCCAUGCAAGAGAGGACGCACACCACUCCAUACAGCUGCUGAGAUUGGGAAUCAAAAAGCCUUCAAGAAGCUCCUUCACUACCCACAAAUAACAAAUCCGGAUAUUUUAGCAGGAGAUGAUUGGACUCCGCUCGGCCUCGCGGCAUGGAAUGACCAUGGGGAUAUUGUGAAAGCAUUGGUGAAGGAUGGAAGAGCAGACCUUAAUAGGAUUGCGGGGGUGGGACAGACGGCAAUUGUUCUGGCGGCCAAGAGGGAGAGUUUCUGGGUUUUGGAAGUAUUGCUACAUGCCAGGGCAGUGGAUGUGUAUAAACGAGGGGAGACAGAUGGAGUAUCGUUUGCAGAGUUUGUGGAGCGGGGGAGCAACUUGAGGCUGAAGUUGAUCUGGAGGAGGAAGCUGAGGGGUAAGUGGUAUUAAAGUUGCGUGCAGCGGAGGCGGUGUAAUGCUAGUAGCAUAGUUCUUAAAUAUAUUGGCAAUUUGUGAGAUUCCGUGCCUGUUAUAGUUGUGCGAAAUCCUGAUACCGGACCAAGUGACCUGACGAUGUGA
Messenger RNA from Tuber aestivum (summer truffle), 1323 nucleotides. The record is from the annotation of a GenBank genome assembly. Lineage: Eukaryota; Fungi; Ascomycota; Pezizomycetes; Pezizales; Tuberaceae.